AUGGAGUCUCUCCGACGUCUGACAAGUUUUGUAUUGAAUGAAACGGGAUUUGUUCAUCGUCUUCGUAUUAAACAUUUACAACCACAAUCAUCAUCAUCAUCAUCAUCAUUAUCAUUAUCAUUAUUACCUGAUAUUUGCUCUUUGGACCUCACUUUUAUAACGAAACGAAUUGUAGUCAUGGGUACACCUUCGGACGGAAUCACAAAUAAGAAGCAAAAUGUCGUUAAUGUGAAUGACUUGGUGCAGUAUCUUGAUAACUUUCAUCGUAGCCACUUUAUGCUCUUUAAUCUUAAUUUAUUAGAAGAUACUACAGAAGUUCAAACACAUGGAGACGAUCAAUCGAUCGUUGAUAAACUACAUGAACAAAUACUCGAGUUUUAUUGGGAACGAGACGGUAUGAAAGCUCAUACGCCUCCAUUGGACCUCAUGUUUCGAAUUUGCUACGCACUGGAUGCUUGGUUAUCCAUUGACUCGAAGAAUAUAGCACUUGUCAACUGUCAAACGGGUAAAACCAGAAGCGGUGUCGUCGUGGCCUGUUAUUUGCUCUUUGCACGAUUAGCUGAGGAUCCCGUUGACGCUUUGGUCGAAUUUUACAGGAAACGGUGGGACAUGACAUCACUCACGCCUCAGGCAUUGAAGAAAAAAACACCACCAUCGAUUCAAAGGUUCCUCGCAAGUUUUCAUGAACUAUUGACCACACACAAGCCGCGAAACGACAAACCGUUGCUACUCAAGGCCAUCAUUUUCCGACAAUUGCCGGUGGAGCUACAGCCGUGUGUACAAAUUUGGGACGAUUACAAACUUGUCUUUUGUACAGACGCAUUGCACGUUGGAGAGAGCAGAGAAGUGCCCGUGUUGGACUGGAACGAGGAGGACGGCUUCUUUGCCAUUCUCUGGGAGAACGGAGUGGAGUUGGACGGAGGAUUCUCAGUCUUGUGUUCCUUUGGAGAGGAAUAUGACAAUGUGGACGAUCUGGAUGCGUCCUCGAGAGUACUCUUUCGGUACGUGGACUCGACACUCUUUCUCUUGCCGGGCUUGGUCACGCUCAAGAAACACGAUCUAGAUCUGAUGAAGCCGUAUGAGCAUGGAUUUGACGACGAUCAAUUUUCGGUUGAUCUGGUGUUGCACGAAAACAGCGCCAAGAUGCCGAGUAGUCUAGUAAACAUGGACUUUUCGGGAAGCAGUGCGGUGCGCCAGGGUUUGGUAGAAAUUACCAAGCACCAUGUCGUUUUACCGGACCCAUCCAUGUACUCGAACUUUAUCCGCAUGGGUUUUUGCGAAACACCUACAACAUUCGCACUGCAAUGUUCCCAGAAUGCCCCGAAUGUGGCGCUAGAUCUAUUACAUGCUAACGGAGUGUCCGCCUGUUUUGUGCAAGAAGCAAUGGAGAGCACGGCCACAAAAGACGUAGAAGAACCUGUCGAGGACAAUCAGACUAAAGAACCCCCCAGCUGA
Messenger RNA from Peronospora farinosa, 1455 nucleotides. NCBI's taxonomy places the organism in Eukaryota, Oomycota, Peronosporomycetes, Peronosporales, Peronosporaceae. The record is from the annotation of a GenBank genome assembly.